AGCAUCUCGCCGGGCGCUCUGGCCGGCGCCAGCCCUCGGGCCGGAUGAUCGGGCGCCUGUGACCGGCCGCCGUUUCCCCGGCCCGGCGCAGCCGCCGCCCGCGCGCGGGUCGCGCCGGGACCCGCACAGAUUGAAGAAAUAUGGAUACCAAUAGGGAACUGGUUAUCAGCACUACUUGUACCAGCUUUUUCACCUUUCAGCUUCUUUUCCACUUUGUAAGUUAUUGGUUUUCAGCAAAAGUUUCUUCAGGUUUUAAUAAUCUCAGCCUCGAAAAGAAGAUUGAAUGGAACUCAAGGAUAGUAUCUACAUGCCAUUCUUUGGUGGUUGGGGCUUUUGGUCUGUACAUUUUCUUCUCUGAUGAGGCUACUAUAGCAGAUCCACUUUGGGGCGAUCCAUCACUUGUGCAUGUGAAUAUUGCUAUUGCUUCAGGCUACCUCAUUUCUGAUUUGUUGAUUCUCAUUUUGUAUUGGAAAGUGAUUGGUGACAAAUUUUUUAUUGUUCAUCAUUGUGCGGCGCUCUAUGCAUACUUCUUUAUACUGAAAGAUGGAGUGUUGGCAUACGUUGGGAAUUUCCGCCUGCUUGCAGAGCUUUCCAGUCCCUUUGUGAAUCAGCGGUGGUUCUUUGAAGCUCUGAAGUAUCGGAAAUCUUCCAAAGCUAACGUCAUCAAUGGAGUACUCAUGACGGUAGUGUUCUUCAUCGUGCGGAUUGCCUCGAUACCUCCUUUGUAUGGCUUCAUAUAUUCCGUGUAUGGAACAGAACCCUACAUAAGGCUGGGAUUUUUAAUCCAAAGUUCCUGGAUCUCUACUUGUGUUGCUUUGGAUGUGAUGAAUGUCAUGUGGAUGAUCAAAAUUUCAAAAGGGUGCAUCAGAGUCAUCUCUCUCAUCAGACAAGAGAAAGCUGAAAGUAGCCUUCAGAAUGGAAAACUUGACUAAAGAUAUGCUCCUGAUAAGCGAACUUUAUUACUACCUGGCAUUAUAUCUGCUGAUAGGAUGAAUUAUUGGCAUGUUUUUGUGCUUCUUUAUUAAUUAUAAUUGUUAUCCAGGGUUUCAGUGUCAUUUUUUACCUUUAGAAAAGAGAAACUAAAAUUUAGUUCCCAUUCCAAGAUUUAUUUUCUGCUUUUCUUCUGCAUUAUUUAUAAGCAUCGAUAAAAUCUUAAAGGUUUAAAUAAAAUAUUGUAAAUAUAGUGGUGAAUCUUUUCAGACAUCACUUAACCUGCAUUGGUAUUGUUCUCUGUGAAAGAUGGCUAUGAUGAUUUGGUACACUUGGUUUUAUGCCACCAAUUUGGCUAAAAGAACGGGAACUGCUUGUAAAUCUGGAAAUAGCUCUUAACAUUUGUUGUUCCUUACUAUGGCUGUCAACACCUGUGUAGGGUUUUAUUUCUAAAUUUUUUGCAUGUUCUUUUUCUUAGGCUAUUUAAAAGUGAUAUAUUUUUCAUUUCAGAUAUGCAAUCAUCUAUUAAUGAUGAAAUAUUUCACCACUUUGGGAAUUUCAUUAGUUAUGGAAAAUACUUCCUGCAAUUUAAGAUUUUUAAAAUUCACUUUAUUAUUUCCAAUAUUAUUUUGCAUUUCCAAUUAUUUAUCAUUUUAUCAAACUAUUGCUUUUUUAUUUUAUAGCAAGGCUUAAAACAGAUCUGAUAGACCUCCUUAAGAGAUUAAUUUUUUUCUAAAAAUGCAUGAUGAUAGAUAACUACUUAGGCUCAUAGGAGGAAUCAUUAAGAAAAGCUUUAACACUGUUGUCCCUACCUGCUUCCCUUAUACUUUCUCUGUGAAAAUAUAUUAUUUCUAUUUGUAAAAUCUUCCCUGAGUUCAGAACCCAACAUCAUCAGUACCAAAGUCUUGUGCAAUAUAUAUUUAUUAUGCUCCUGAAAUAGAUCUCUUCUUGAUGAGACCCCAACUGCUACAAAAAAAAUCAGUAUUUAUAUUUUACUCAUGAUUCACACCUAUGCUUACAUAAUCAGCAUUUUGAGUGAUUGGAAUUUCUAUCUUAAAGGAUAGGAAGAAAAGGUAAUUUAAUCUAAUUAUUCUGAUUAUCAAAAUUAUUGACUGAUUAUGUGAACUUAAAUGACUGUUGUCUCUGGUUGUAUGUGUGUUUGCUUUUGCUUUGGUUCUUACAUCCAAAAAUAGAGUAUAUAUAUUUAUCUAUUAUUGCCCUUAUUUAUUUUUUCAAGUACUUGAUUUUAAUAAUUGUUCUUAACAAAGAGAGAGAUUUAAUUCAACUGGUGGUGAAUACUUGAACUUGACUGAAUUCAAACCAAAAGUUCUAACCCAUUCAGUUUUUCAGUUUGAAGGAAAAUGUUCGACUUACUUUCCUUGUUCGUGUGAUGAUGACGAUGAAGGGAUUAGCGGAAUAUAAUCAGGACUUUUGAUUUGAUGUGAUGUGAUUUGGUUAUUCAGUGCAUAUAGAGCCUGAUAAAUUUGAGGACAUUUUAAGAAGAUAAUGAAAUCUCAAUCAAUAACUAAAUGAUAAAAUAAGAUUGAUUGGCUUAUACUAGGUACUUUUGUUUUUGAAAUACUUAAUUCAAGUAAUGUAAAAUAUAAUAAUUUGUUUUUAAAGCACCUAAUAUUACAUUGAUAAUUUGUUACUAAAUUUGGUGCUGUGUACAUCAUUGGCAUUCAAAUAUGUAUUGGUUAUCUAGAAAAAGUAGGAAAGCAACUGAUUUUAUCUUGUUCUUGCUCUUUUGCAAGAAAGGUGACUUUUUAAAAGGAAAAUAUAUUUUAAAACUAUUUUGGAAAUUCAUUCCUUUAGAAAGAAAUAAACCUUGAAAUAAGUAUUUUUGACUCUGGAUAUUUCUAUAGUUCUGAACACAGAUUUUAAACCCACCAUCAAAAUGAAGGCAAUGUAAAGCUAUAAUAUUAGUAAGUCUCCAUGUAGAAGUGUCAGUUUUUAUAGCUACUGUUUCAUGCUUAAACCUUCAUUUUUACUUUCAUUAACAUUACCUUUCAUUCGUUAGCUCCUCACUAAAUAAGUAUAUUUAAAAUAUCAAAGUUUUGAACUAAGGGUUGUUAUUCCUUUAGUCAGCAGUUCUUACCUUAUGCUGGCUGCAUGACAGUUAAUUCAACAGCCAGAUUCAGUAUCCCAAAGUAGGUUCUAUAUAUUUCCUUAUACAACAGACAUGAAGUGGAAAUUAGACUACAAACUGCCAUGCUACUUAAAUCUGACCUUUACAGAGGUAUACGUUUCUGUUCUGUGAUUGUAUCCACCUACUUAAAAUACAAAUAAAGACAGAAACUAUCAUUUAUUAAACAAUGAAUUUUUCAUUUAUUAAAUGAUAAGCUUUUGCUAGAUAUUUUAAAUAUUAAAUAUUUUGACUACAUGGAUUAAUUUAAAUGAUUCUAUUAGGCAUUCUAAUAUUUAACAACUCUGUUAAAGCAUUUAUAGAAAAUAAAAGCAAAUUGUUAUAAAUUUUUAAGCAAUUCUAUUUUUGUAGAAGAGAUUAGUGACAAUCUGUAAUUAUAAGAUGUUUGAAUGUAUUGUAUUCUAAAAAUAAAAGUUCUUGUGAAACUUUAAAAGAAUGAAAAAAUAAAUUAGUAGCAUGCAAUUCAUAGAUCCUGCAUUAAAUUCUUAUUUGUGAGAAUUUAAGAAUUACAGAGUUUGCAUUCUUGUGUCCAAAAUGUUAAGGAUUAUUUGCAUUAAUGUAAAACUCAAAAUGGAGUUAUAUGAGUACAAAUCAGUUAGCUCUUGCUUCAGUUAUAUUUUGAUGGCUGUAGCCAGUUGAAAUUAAAUUUUCAUUCCAAUUGUUUGAUUUUGUUAUUUCAUAGACUAGCUCUAUGUUAAGAGAAGUAGCAGUUAGGUUGUUCCCGCCCUUAGGAGUGACCCUGAUAUAUUAUGGAAUACCCUGGACUGUCUUAGUUUUAUCUAGUUUUUAAAGCUGCCCAAUUUAUAGGUGUUUGAAUCAAAUUAUUUUCUCAAUUUUAAUAAUUUGACCCAAAUCAAAUGUUUGCUAGAGUGUCAGUUUUCAACUGCGUACUUCCUCUGAGGCACACUGGGCUCAUGGAGAAUGGUUUUCCGUGGUGUGAAAAGCUGCUCUGCUAUUGGCAGCACCACUUGUUAACAUGCUUUUAGAAGGAUUCUUGUGGAGAUAGAGAGGGGAAAGUAUUGUAGUGCAUGUGUUUUUUCUGUGUAAUUGUCCAGGGAAAUAAAUAUGUUCCAAAAGAGGGUAUCGAAUAAUAUUACAAAUUUUGUUUCUAUAAUAGGUUGCUCGUAACUCCAAAUAUAUAAAUGUGCAUUUGGAUUGGACUUAAGUGGUUCCUUCUGUUGGAUGAAAUGGAAAAGUCCACAUGUUUGCUGACAUCAUUGAUUAUACUUCAUAGAAGUUUAUAUUUUUGUAUGCAUUAGGGAUUCUAUAAGAAACAGACAUAUAAUUUUAUCGGAAGAGUGGCACAGUGUUUCUCAACAGAUACUUGCCAGCACAGCAGUGAGACCUUCCUGUGUCUCUGGGCGCACACACACCCUCCUAGCCUUAAAUAUUGCUGGUGACAAACACAUUAAAGCUACUGAAAAUGAGUUCUUAUGCAACAUACGUGUGAAGGGUAUAGGAACAACAAAAAGGUAGCAUGACCUAGAGUUAGAAGAGACAUUGAGACUACUUUUCCCUUAAAAGCCAUGAUGAUCUUCCCUCAAUCUCGAAGUUUUCUUCCUGAAUCCUUCCAGCCCUUCCAUCUCUUCUUCUAAUACCCCAAAGACUUCAUCAGCACUUCCUUCCCUUAUGCCAACACUUUUCUCUGUCAACUUUUGAGACCUCCCCAUGUAUAUGUAAGCUUCUCAGUUUCAUGAUAAAUUUAAAAGUUGACAAAUAUGUUCUCAUGGAUAAAAAGCAUUGUAGUGAAUUGAAAUUGAACUCAGGCUAUACUUUCUUAAGCAGCUACAGGAAGCAAUUGAACAUUUAAUAAUACCUGUUUACAACAUGAGGCAAAGCUAAUAAUGUUAGGGUUCUAUUAAGAGACGUUUUCUUGUAAUCUCUUGUUUUCUGGAACUGUUUAUCAGUACAAGCUUGGUAACAUGGUUCAGCAGGGGAUUUACAGCAGGCAUGUGAAUUAUCAAAAUGUUCUUUGUAGACCCCAUGAAAGGACUACAGAGGAACUUAUGAGGUGUGGCUCUGGCUUGUGGCAGAAUUAUUUUAGAGUCCUACCCUUUAAUAGGGCAAACUUUUUUACAGUAAUGUUUUUUUGAAAGCAUAUUUACCAGCAAAUAGGUUACUUAGCUUUUUCCAAAGUACAACACCCAAGGUCCUGAACCCCACCCUAUUCUAGACCAGACUUUAUACAGUUGCUUUGAUAAGAAGUCACAUUUUUAUUGGAAGAUGUUUUGAAUAGCAGUGAAGAAUUGAAGGCAGAUCCUAAGGACUGGUUUGUUUGCACUGAAAAUGCCUACACAGCAGGCCCUAUACAUUAGAACAAAAAUAAUGAGAAAUAUUUCUAAAUCUUGAAGAUUUAUAAGUACAAUACCACGGCUGAAAACUCGUUUAACAUUCUCUGUAUAUUUUUUUCUUUAUGAAACUCCUUCUGUAAUUAAGUGUACAUUAGGGUUAUUUGCUACUUCUUGAUUAAUGAAGCCUAAAAAUAUAGCUGUAAUUAAAAUACGCUAUGUAUUUUUUCUGUUCUUGCCUGGAUUGUUUCUGGUAUGAUUAUGUCUACAUUUUACUUAAGGAAUUUUGUUUGGAUAAUACUCUCACCACCUUGUAACUAGAGUAAGUUAUGAGAUCUUUUGGUAAUUAUUAGAAUGUAUAAUAAUGAUAUUUAGACAGAUUUUUAUUUGAGAAAGCUACUUGAAAACUGCAACAAAUGUAAUAGCUAUAGUGAUUCAUACAAUUUUUUCCUGAGAUUAUAUAAUAUAUAAUAUUUAAUUGUAAAGAUUUUUUGAAAGUUUUUCAAAGUACACUUAAUAGCAUUUUGAGAACAUAUCUUUUAAUUUAUUUCCAUAAGGUUGAGGAACUUUUAUUUAUAGAAUGUAAGACUAGGUAAUUUAUAAAUCAGUAUUAUUAGAACUUAACAGUAAUUAAAAUAGCAAUUUAGUAUUCUUUAGGUUGGUUCCUGGUUGGGCUUUGUUUGGAGGGAUAAUCAGUCUUUUUAAGUAUUUCCAUUAAAAUUUUGAAAUGUUUGUAUACUUUAUUUGUAUAUGUGACAUUUUAAAUUAUAUGCAAGUUCUAAGCAAUAAUCUGCAUGUUACUCAAGGUUGGAAUAUUUUGUCAUGACAAUUUUAUUUAAUACGAAUUCUAAGAAUGAUAAAAUCAAUCCUAUAAAUCACUCAUUUCCCCCUGCCCAUGAAAACUUUGAAAUUUUCUUGUACUAGAACACUACUAUAUUGUGGUGCAAAGCUUUGUAUUUUGUGGAAAAAGUUAAUAAAAUCACAAUUAUUUAGUGCAAAA
Carlito syrichta (Philippine tarsier) is the source of this 6364-nucleotide messenger RNA. RefSeq names its product transmembrane protein 56-like. The coding region runs from base 141 to 932 and encodes 263 amino acids. NCBI's taxonomy places the organism in Eukaryota, Metazoa, Chordata, Mammalia, Primates, Tarsiidae. The record is from RefSeq and is a predicted model, not a curated record. Gene Ontology annotation, cellular component: membrane; endoplasmic reticulum. Gene Ontology annotation, biological process: lipid homeostasis. The transcript is spliced from 7 exons.